UUUCAGAAUUUGAAAGGUACACUGUACUCAAGUUCCUCAUUCACAGCACAUUUACAGAAAAUGUUUUUGCAACACACCAGAAACAAGGUCGCAAGCUGUGGACUAAGGUCAUCUUUUGUAACCUGGGCAUAUUCCCAGAGGUAGGCCACCAUCACUAUUAAACUGCACAUAACCAUAAGAGUGGUAGGUCCCCAAGACCAGCCAGUAACAUCACCAGACUGAGCCUGGGAGGGGACAGCAUGGAGAUUUCACCGUUCCCCAUAAAUUUUGGAAUCUGUUGCUUUACAACACUAUAGGCACAUUGGUGAUAACUGUCUGUUUUUCCUCUGUCUCCAGCGAAUGCGACAACCACAUGAAAGACAGCCUUGCCGCCUGCCCUUGGCACCCCCAACAGCAAGCCUAG
Porites evermanni is the source of this 403-nucleotide messenger RNA. Lineage: Eukaryota; Metazoa; Cnidaria; Anthozoa; Scleractinia; Poritidae. The record is from the annotation of a GenBank genome assembly.